GUCUUGGCAUCGCAUCGCCGCUAGCAGACGACGCGACGUGCGCUCGUCGUAGCGCUCUCCGGCAGCUGCCUCGGUGUGUGUGUGUGUAUGGGGGCGCCUGGAGUGGCCGUCCACGCCAUUGGGAGCAGGAUCCCUCGUGCCCUGCUGUGAUUGUGUGUGCCGGCUAUCGAGACAAGCCUGGCGUUCCUGCUGAUCAAGUGGAAUGGCAUCCUCGUUUCGGCGUUUCCGCACGCGAGUGUCUUCGGUGUUUCGAGGCUAGCUUUGCCUGUGCCACCACGACCGAACGGAUUUCGCAUCUUGUCUCUCCGGAUUUCUGUUGGAUGACGCGCCCGGGGCUCGACCAUGGGUCUCAGUGACGGGGGCAGGGAGCCUUCCUUGAGCCUGGAUGGGUCCUGCAUCCUCGAGGAGCGGCCCAUGAGCGAGCCGGAAUCCCAGGCCUGCUCUCCGCAAGGAGGAGACACCCAGCACACUGCACAGGCCGGGGACUGCGACGGCAGCACAGCUACCUCGGAACCCUCCGCAUCGACUGUCGGCGCCACCCCUCCCUUUGUGACCACCGCCGGUGCCGCACCUCCGGCCAACAGCUGCGUGCCUGCUGCAACCACUCCCGUCAGCAAGGCGGACAUGGAGCUUCUGGCACGACUCGAGGAGCAGAACAGGCUGCUGGAAUCGGACUCCAAGUCCCUGAACUCCCUGACGUCUACGCAUUCGCGCAAGUCCUCCGACACGAGCCAAGUGUCGGUGGCGUCCGGGGCGAGCCAGCAGAGCUCUGCCGCCAUGGACGACGAGGCUGAGGACACCUGGGUCCUCUGGGGCCGCAUGGUCAACGAGUGGGACACCUACACCAAGAAGAAGAACGCCUUCGUCAAGGAGCAGGUGCGCAAGGGGGUGCCCCCGCACUUCCGGGCCAUCGUCUGGCAGCUGCUGUGCAACGCUCCCUCGUGUCCCGGCCGGGAGCAGUACGGGGAGUACCUGAAGGGGGCGUCGCCCUGCGAGAAGGUGAUCCGGCGGGACAUUGCGCGCACCUACCCGGAGCACGAGUUCUUCCGGGAGAAGGACGGGCCGGGCCAGGAGGGCCUCUUCAACGUCAUGAAGGCCUACUCUCUGCACGACCGCGAGGUGGGCUACUGUCAGGGGAGCGCCUUCAUCGUCGGCCUGCUGCUGCUCCAGAUGCCGGAGGAGGAGACGUUUGCCGUGCUGGUGCGCAUGAUGCAGGACUACCGCCUGCGCGAGAUCUACAAGCCCAGCAUGGCCGAGCUGGGACUCUGCAUGUACCAGCUUGAGUGCCUCGUCCAGGAGCUGGUGCCGGAGAUCCACAUGCACUUCCAGGCGCAGAGCUUCCACACAUCCAUGUAUGCCUCAUCGUGGUUCCUCACUCUGUUCACCUCUUGUUUGCCGCACACCCUAGCGUGCCGAGUCAUGGACCUCUUCCUCUCCGAGGGAAUGGAAAUGAUAUUUCGGAUAGCCAUUGCCAUUCUUCAGUUUUGCAAGGAAGACAUUCUUCAGCUGGACAUGGAAGGCAUGCUAAGGUACUUCCAGAAGGAAAUGCCAUCCAAGUGUGAAACAGAUCCUGACUAUCUUAUAAACCUGGCUCUGCAAGUGAAGUACAACAGCAAGAAAAUUAAAAAGUUGGAAAAAGAGUACACUGCUUUGAAGGUCAAGGAGCACGAAGACAUGGUGGAGCUUCGGAGGCUUCGUACAGAGAACAGGCUUUUAAGACAGAGGAUAGAACACCUCGAGCAGGAGAGCUCGUCCCUGGCGGACCGGCUCAUCCAGGGCCAGGUGGUGCGAGCCCAGGAGGCCGAGGACAACUACGUCAUCAAGCGGGAGCUGGCAGCACUCCGGCAGCAGGAGCUCAGCGUGCAGCAGGAGCUCGAAAGGGCACGCCUGCACAUCACGGAGCUGCACCAGGCGCAGACGCAGCCCCCGUCGCUGGACAGCCAGACGGAGGACCUGCUCAAGUCGCUGCAGGACGAGCUGGUGGCGGUCAAGCUGCGGGAGGCAGAGGGCCACGAGACCACCAGGGGGCUCCGACAGCGCAUCCAGGAGCUGGAGGAGGAGAACAAGAGGCACCGGGAGGUGACGCCCAACAACAGCGUGGCCACCCUGCAGGAAGAGCUGAUAGCGGUGAAGCUCCGGGAGGCCGAGGCCAACCUGUCCAUGAAGGAGCUCAGGCAGAAGGUGGCCGACCUCAUGGCCGCCUGGGAGAAGCACUUGGCGGACAAGGAAAACCCCCCGGAGAACCAGUCGACCCCUUCGCGCUGGAGUGGGAACAAGGCACAACUGAGCAGCCUCCAGGAGGAGCUGAUGACAGCCCGGCUCAGGGAGGCCGACGCCACUGCCGAGCUCAAGGAGCUGCGCCAGAGGGUCAUGGAGCUCGAGACGCAGAACCAGGUGAGCCUGAACCAGAUCCGGAGGCAGGCGGAGGAGAUCAAGAAGUAUGACGAGAUGUCGGACUCUGUCUCCGGAAAGGAGCGGGAGCUGCACGCUCUGAUGCAGGAAGAGGCACGCAAGCUCUCCAACCUCGAGUCGCAGAUGAAGGAAGAAAGGAUGAACGCUCGUAUUCGGGAGGUGGAGCACAGCCAGGUCAUUGCCGAGUUGAAGCAGAAGAUCUCCUCCCUGGAAGUCAAGAACCAAGAGCUGUUGACCGCGGGGCAGCUGAGGGGCAGCACGGAGUCUGAGGAGGUCAAGGAGCUCCAGGACAAGCUGUCUGACCUGAAGGCAGAGGUGAUGCGUCUGCAGAUCAUGAACAAGCGGCUCGGCUCGGCUCUGGCCGUGGCCCGGCUGCGCAGCCAGGACAGCCACAGCUCCGGCAGCUCCCCGUCGGGGCCCCCCAGCGGUUCGCCGCCGGCCACACUGGCGCUUGGGCGCACCACCAGCCUGGCGGACGACCGCAUUGCCGAGCAGCUCAUGCAGCUCGGGCUGGAGCUGUCCGUCAGCCAGCACCCGACCUCCAAGGCCAGGCUGGCCAACGGGGACCUCUGAGCCGCGUCUGCGUCCUAGGCCUUCUUUACUUGCCGCGUCGCCUGCAGUGCUAUUCGCGACGUGGUGUCCUUCGUUGCGCGCAACGUCGUAGAACUUUGCAGGACAGACAGAAGUGACUCGAAGUUCCCGGGCACGUGCUCUCCCGAAACGAGCUACGGGAACUCUACAACAGCUGCGACUGCGCAGGGUUUCUAUGGGACUUCCGGGUCCCCCAGAUCGAAUUGUGUCGUGCGACUUUGGUUUGGCGGCAGUGGACGAGGCGACUCUGCGAGGUGGAUAAAGCUGGUUAGGUUCAACGACACUUUUGCACCGUUUUAGAGGUGGCCCUGCGUCGCGAGUGUCCAAAGUUACUGAAAACACUAACAAACACAUUUAGAGUGUAGCGCUACUUUCGGUGUGCUAGCAGCAUUUUAGGGGCUCGUUUCUUUCUCUGCCUCCUUUCUCUCGCAGAGUUGGGCGUCUUUGUAUUUGCCAGCUUGGAUGUUUCCCGGGCACGGGAAGCACUCUAGCUUAGGGCCUGCACAAUCUCUCUGCGACGACAUCGUCCGGGGCUUGGCCGAGCGUGCCGCUGUUUGCCGUCGGUGGCUUUUUGAAACGCCGUCCGAUUGACCUCGGUGGCAGUACUUUGUUUCCUCCCGGGUUUCGUCCCCCGGGGAAGGCCCCAAAUUGCGGAUUGCGACUGCGUGGCAGACGGCACGCUUCAACACUAUGAGAAAAGCGACCAAUGCACGUGCAACCUCGUGCCUAGUUGCACUCAUUUUUCAUGUCCGAUUGAGAUUGUAAGAGGGACCCGCGUAAUACCAGGCAUAAUAAUGUUGUGCGCUCAUUUCGGGCUUUCAGCCGAGGCAACACGGUUCUGGAAAAAAGCAGACUUACCGACUCAUAUUUUUUUUUAUGCAAUCUUGUUUUUAUAUUGUUGUUUUUCUUCACAAUUUUGGUACGUGUGAUUUGCUUUAUCAGCUUUCGAGUUCUGUACAAAAUGUAAAGUAUCUGUAAAAAAAACUAUUCCCUCGUGAUCGUCUCCUUUGUUGAGGAACAAUUUUACGGGGAAACUUAAAACUGGCAUUCAAUUUUCGCUUUUUUUUCGCAUGGUGCGUAGGUUCUCCAAGCACAUCGCUGGUGCAUAUUUACUACGUGCAAUGGCAACUUGCUCUCGCAGACCACUUAAAACAUGUUUUCGUCUAACAAGAAAAUGCUAUGUAUAUUUUUGUUUGUAACUUUAUUAUUAACCCGAGUAAUAUUUUUUGGUAUCUUAGGGUUUACAUAAGAACAAGGCAGAAGAGCUGGUAAUAAUCAAAUGCACCCGAGACUUGGGCCAAAAGCGACUGGGGACAGGAACGCUGCAGACAGAUUGUUUCCACACCGUCUUGGUCCCCUUUGGCCCAUGUCGCCGAUUUCUAGGUGUAUUUGAUUUUAUACACUUUUUAAUGUAAAAACACGAAAUUUCUUUUUGUACAUACCACGCAAAGCUUUAUUUAUUACUGGACGUUUCUUUAUAAGUUGUUGGAAGGUCCGGUCACUUGCCUCGUUUUUGUUGCAAGGGACAGGGCCUCGAAUUUCACGCUGAAAGGAGUGUCCACGCGUGUCGCCCUUGUUACAGUCUCGUUUCCCCAGGAAUCCCAACAACAGUAUUGCGAGCGAGGUGUUAUAGAUUGGUUGUAGGUAGCGCUCCUGUACAUAUGUCUGUGGAAUCCCGUUUGUCCCCCGGACAACCCCUUUCCUGCAGUGUUCCCCUUUUGGUACACCCUGUCCGUGUAUGCCCUAGCUGAACAAUUUCCCCCAACACAAAUAAAGCGACACGGUUGUUUUACUCCUUU
Molecule: messenger RNA, 4802 nt
Organism: Ixodes scapularis (black-legged tick)
Lineage: Eukaryota; Metazoa; Arthropoda; Arachnida; Ixodida; Ixodidae
Gene: Evi5
Product: ecotropic viral integration site 5 ortholog
Exons: 18
Coding region: 343-2985 (880 amino acids)
Source: RefSeq, a predicted model, not a curated record